Molecule: messenger RNA, 570 nt
Organism: Puccinia graminis f. sp. tritici CRL 75-36-700-3
Lineage: Eukaryota; Fungi; Basidiomycota; Pucciniomycetes; Pucciniales; Pucciniaceae
Exons: 2
Coding region: 1-570 (189 amino acids)
Source: RefSeq, a predicted model, not a curated record
AUGUUUCCUACAAGAAUCUGGCUAUCAUUCAAAAGCAAGACCACCAGCGUUCGAACAAUAGGGCUCGAGCUUGUUGAUGAUCUUGCGGGGGCGGUAAAAAAUCAAUACCUGCAUUCUUUGCGUGACAUUGACAAAGCGGAUAUCACCCUUCAUACCACUGAACAGGCAGAGGCGCUGACUUUAGACUCACACCUUGAAGAAAUUGGUGCACAACUCUCCCCUUGCGGCUCCCGGGACACUCCUCUGAUAGUGAAAGUCAUAUCAAAUGUUGCCCCAGAGACUCCUCUUACAAAGAAUGGUAUUCCUAAGAUAAUCUGGCUAUCAUUCAAGGGCAAGCUCACCAGCGUUCAAACAAAAGAGCUCGAGCUCAUUGAUCACCUUGCAAAGGUGGCAAGAAAUGAAUUCCCGGGUUCUUUGUGUGGCAUCUGCUCAUCAGAUAUCACCCUUCAUCUCACUGAACAAGCAGAGGCAAUGGCUUUAGACUUGCGCCUUGAAGAAAUCGCUGCACAACUCUCCCCUUGCGGCUCCAUGGAGACUCCUCUUAUAGUGAGAUGUGAGAUUCUGUCCUGA